Messenger RNA from Paramacrobiotus metropolitanus, 1211 nucleotides. Its product is annotated as protein disulfide-isomerase A5-like. Gene Ontology annotation, cellular component: endoplasmic reticulum. Bases 172 to 993 code for a protein of 273 amino acids. Lineage: Eukaryota; Metazoa; Tardigrada; Eutardigrada; Parachela; Macrobiotidae. Gene Ontology annotation, biological process: protein folding. The record is from RefSeq and is a predicted model, not a curated record. Gene Ontology annotation, molecular function: protein disulfide isomerase activity. The transcript has 4 exons.
UAGCGCGUAGACUGUAGCGCCUAGACGACGACUCGAAUUUUACUUUUUGGUUAAAACUCAAGAAUGAGAGUACUGGAUUUAUUUUUAAUUGGUAAACUUCGACUUAUUAAUAGCGUUUCUGGACUGUGAGUGAUUUGUGAUUAGCAGUGUAUUUACUAUUUGCGCAACAUUAUGAAAUACAAACGUUUUUACGAGGCCACGUCAGUGCUGCUCUUAGCUGUCCUCCCUCAAGUUUACUCCAAAUUACCUCCUUUAGAAGAAAUUACAAAUAAGAAAGAUUUCGAAAAGACCUUGAGGACACGGAAUAAUGUCCUGAUAAUAUUCAAAAAAUCCGCUAAAGACGUCCCAUCCGCGCUAACUCAAACCCUGGAACAAGUGGCGGACCAGAGUCGCGGAGCUGCUCUUGUCGCGCAGAUCGAUUGCAGUUCGUCAGAUGGGAAAAAGAUAUGCAAGAAAGAGAAAGCCGAUCCGGCAUCAUACGUGUUAAAGCACUAUAAUAAGGGAGAAUUCAAUAAGGACUACGAUCGGCCGGAGAGCAUUAAGUCUUUCCUAAGUUUCCUUAAAGAUCCUACAUCCGAAGCUCCCUGGGACGACGAUCCAACGGCGAAGGAUGUGUUGCACAUCGAGGAUAGUGCACAACUAAGAAAGUUCUUAACAACGGAGAGGAAGCCGUCCCUCAUCAUGUUCUAUGCGCCGUGGUGUGGGCAUUGUAAACGGAUGAAACCCGAAUACGCCGCUGCCGCUACCGAGUUGAAACGCGAAGCGGUCCUUGUAGCGAUGGAUGUUAACCGACCACAGAAUGCCGAUAUCCGCCAGGCGUUCAAUAUUACGGGAUUUCCAACACUGUACUAUUUCCGGGAUGGGAGAUUCCAGUAUCCAUUUGGAGGUGAUCGAACAAAAAGCGGUAUUGUGCAGUGGAUGCGAAAUCCUCAACCACCCAAACGGGAGGAGGGGGCUGCCGAACCUUUUGAUCAGCCGCACGAAGAACUGUAGCAGCUUUUCUGUUGAUUGUUUGAUUCUAUCUUCUUUCUGCAAAUGACUGUUUGCCAGUUUAUUUAUUUUUUGAUAAUUGCAUCGUUGAAAAACUGUUGUUAACUGUUAUGUUAUGAUUGUUGCGUUGGACGCAUUGAUGAGCUUGGUUUUCUGAAAUUUUUAUUGUUUUAAUGAGCAAUCUGUUGAAUUGGACCAUGAUGGUAAAAUGUCGACGAUGG